AUGAAGACCACAAUCGCCCUCCUCACUCUCGGCUGCGCUAUGAUCCAAGCCCAAGCCAGACAAUACUGGAUAGUCGUAGGCAAUCAAAUCGCUCUAGGCGACGGGGCCACAGUCAAUGGUAAUCAAUACCCACAAUGGGUGGUUGACGACGGUAACGUGAGCGAAUGCGAACCAUUCGACGAAUGCAACAAGGGUGACAUCAAUGCCCCUGGUCUCGAAUAUCUAUACGAAACUUACCCGCAAACAGUCACUAUGUAUGGCUCAUGUGGUAGAGGAAAUGUGGAUUUGUAUAAGAGCGGAGAUACCACUUGGAAUGCUUAUACCAGUGGAGGGGACGGUAGUGUUAUAGGCACCUGCGAGAAUGACAGAAGCUGGGAUUGUCUCAAAGAAGAGCUGGGUUCAUGGGGAGUCAAGUCAUUCAUCAGAUGUCAACUCGAAUGGUGA
Messenger RNA from Kwoniella botswanensis, 444 nucleotides. RefSeq lists its product as uncharacterized. Bases 1 to 444 code for a protein of 147 amino acids. NCBI's taxonomy places the organism in Eukaryota, Fungi, Basidiomycota, Tremellomycetes, Tremellales, Cryptococcaceae. The transcript has a single exon. The record is from RefSeq and is a predicted model, not a curated record.